Fusarium poae is the source of this 2127-nucleotide messenger RNA. RefSeq lists its product as uncharacterized. Lineage: Eukaryota; Fungi; Ascomycota; Sordariomycetes; Hypocreales; Nectriaceae. The coding region runs from base 1 to 2127 and encodes 708 amino acids. The transcript has a single exon. The record is from RefSeq and is a predicted model, not a curated record.
AUGCCUCGACGAUGCCUCAUCCCGCACUGUCGUUCGGGCACACGCCCAAUACCAAAUUCACCAGAAGGCAUUUGGGUCACCAAUGCUAUGCUGGCUCGAGCAGUUGAGCGAUUCCAUCAUGUCUAUCCUGUCCCCCGAAGGAGUUUGAGCUCUUGUCCAGGUCCGCUUGAGAGCCGACGCCGCCUGGGCAAGCGACAUAUGACAGCAAUUGUCCCCAAUUCUCAUCCUUCACCUUUUCCUUGGUCAAUUGAGUUACCUAUCGACCUCGGCAAAUGGAAAUGGGAGGCACCGACUCGACCCCAAGAUCGACGGCAUAAAAAGUUUGGCUUGUUUGAGCGUUUUCUCAGAUCUCUGGAGGAUAUAGACUGUGCAGAGAGUCCACCCAUCACCACUACAACAGUGCCGCAAACAACGACUCUCUCGCCCAUAGAACAAUCCCUCGCCGAGCUCAGCGAAAAUCUUGCCUCAUUUGGACACGUUGAAGAUGGAAGAGCAUUGUACAAAGUAUGCGAACCCUACCUUCUAAUGGUUUUAGAUAUGAUCGACGAGAAGACGAUAUCAGCAGACGAUCUUAUCCUCUCACUUAACCCCUUCGACGAAGCUAUCAAAAGCCGUGUCCCAGCUAAAGUUCUCGACUAUGUGCUCGCGAGGCAAUGGAUUUCAAUCAUUCAUUGCAUUUACGACAACCGAAUUCGCCCUACCAGCGAUGUUUUUGGUGGACAUUUAUGGUACCAAUGCCUCAAUACAGCACUCCAGAUGACACCUCAGGCUACGACUUUCGACUUUCUAGAUGAACUGUUAAGACUAACUCGACAGUUUGAAAGAAUCCUUUUGGAUCCCGACGACUACAUUGCCGUUAUGCGUGCCCAUCUUCUCCUGGAAGCAUGUCAGGCCCAGCAAAAACCUUCGCGGCCUCUGUCAACUCGAAUUUUACGCCGGAAUAUUUAUUUAUCUCGGAUGUUGGGUGUUACGGGUCCAUCGAAUAUGGAUGUCUAUCAACAAUUAUCUCAGUUCUGCCUCGAGAACAGUACAGAUACCACAGGGCGACGUACACUGGCGUACCACUUAUUGCUCAAACUAGCCACUACCCCUGAUCUCAAGAUAAGGGAAUUCACGAAAUUGGUUCAAGGUGCCCUCGACACAAGCGAGUGGACCGAGUCAGAAGUCUGGCAAUUCGCAGCUCUUCGCCUCAUGAACCAGAGUCAAUGGAAGUUGCGCCCAGAAUAUUUACAACAGUGGUCCGAAACCCCCUCAAUACUUCAUUCUUGGGCGGCCUUACUCGAUUCUGCUUUCCACCGACACGCGAAGAAGCGCAAAGCUAACCUUAGGGCGCUUUCAUUCACCAGUGACGCAUGUGGUCAACUUGGUACAUUAAUGAAGGCAGUCCGUCUUUUGCCAAACCACAACGCGAUUGUCUCUGACAUGGUAAAAACGGAAGAGGAUCCUCACCAUGCACUCACCAUCUGGGAAUUCUACAAUGAAGAACAGACAAAUCCGGAUAAAUUACCCUGGUAUGCAUGGGCGCGUCACUUGGAGGUCAUCAUAACAGAUGCCGAUCUACCUGCCGAUCUCAUAUGGCGGGUUGCCGAAUUUCACCCCCAAAAGUCCUUGAACAAGUUGAAUAAUCCUAUCAGGCAUGGCAUAGUCUAUACAAUGGAUUUUCUCGUGGAGAUAGGGAAGCUCUACAUGAAGCGAUCUGGUAUGACAAUGCGAGCGCGUCUAAGAUAUAUCGAAAAGGUCAUCAACUUCGGCAAAGCUUCCAGGCAACCCUUGCCUCAGUCUUUGGUGCAAAUGCUUGCUGAGGUUAUACUCAAAGAUCUUGAGAUGGGCAAGAUGGGCCGCAAAGCACGACUUGCAUACCUGGUCAGGAAGAUAGAGCAGUUUUGCGGAAAAGAACAGGCACAAAAGGUUGCGGUAUCAAUUGAUGGGUGGAGAUGGACCAACAGAAAUCGAAUGACACAGACGCUACCAUUGCCUUCUCCCAGCUCAUUACAUCAGCAAGAGACCCCACGCAGGGAGUCUCACAGUCACUCGAAGGAUGAGGCGGAGAGAGAUGAUGUCAAGUCACUCCUGAAACUCGAGCGUCGAGAAGUACAAACGCCGGCUAUGGCGAGUGCAAGCUUUUAG